This is a messenger RNA of Bicyclus anynana (squinting bush brown), 2705 nucleotides long. RefSeq names its product neurochondrin homolog (gene Neurochondrin). The coding region runs from base 264 to 2477 and encodes 737 amino acids. The transcript has a single exon. Gene Ontology annotation, cellular component: dendrite. Gene Ontology annotation, biological process: regulation of neuronal synaptic plasticity; neuron projection development. Lineage: Eukaryota; Metazoa; Arthropoda; Insecta; Lepidoptera; Nymphalidae. The record is from RefSeq and is a predicted model, not a curated record.
GCGCGCGCUGUCAUUUUCAUUUUACCUACGCCGUAUCUUCGUUUCGCUUGCACCCGCGUGUUGCGUUCACGUUCCAGUAAGAUAUAAAUAGGACUUUCAUAGUUGGAGAACGUGAGCUCGACGUCCAGAUUUAGAUAUUUUGGAACAGAACUCGCGCUAAUAAUAAGUGUGAUGUAGACAGUGUUUCGCUCGAUCUCGCCUUUCGCCGUCAGUAGAGAGCGAGUGUCUACUGCGUUUUGUGUGCACAGCGUCCAGAUAGAACGAUGGGUGACAUAUCGGAGCCAAUAAAAAAGUGCAUACUCAUACUGAAGGCGGCGAAAAGUGACACGGAAAAGUUCGCCGCUUUGUUCAUGGUGACGAAACUCGUCAAGGGCAAAGACUGCAACGCUGCCGCCAAGAAGGCCUUAUUCGAAGCCAUCGGUUUCAAGUUUUUGAAGAAGCUUCUCACUGGGAACAGCGUCGACGAUGACUGCCCGCCGUCCGUCUACAAAUCUGUGGCCUUAUCCAUCCUCACAUGCUUCUGUAACGAGCCAGAGCUGGCUACACAUCCCGAAAUGCUGGCUAACAUACCCGUGUUCCUUGAGAUUGUGCAGACUUCUGACAACGAAGACUAUGACGAUAACCUGAUUAUCAUCAGUGAAGCGUAUACGUGCUUACAGUGCAUUGCCGAACAUGAGGCUGGACAAAAAGCCCUCAUCGAAGUCGGUGCAAUCACAAAAAUGUCUGAGAUCUACUCGCACCAAAGCUUCCAAACUGACGAAGCCCUCAAUAUCCUUGUUCAACUAGUCAGCCGUUACGGACCAGCUGCAUGGGGAAGUGACCCCACACCAUUCCAUGCCUUAGUAAACAAGAUUGCAUUAGAUUUCGCAACCGACCAAUCUGAAAGAAAGUUCGAAUUAGCUACUAUAUUGAGUGCUCUAUUAUACAGCUGUAAUAAAACAACUGUGAUCCCAGGAUCGUCAGAUGAAACUUGGCCACUGAGUAUUUACAAAGCAUUGUAUGACAUUUUGACAAGUAAAAUAGGUAAGAACCAAAGAGAUCCUGCACUGAAAUUAGCAGCAAAUAUUAUUGAUUUGCUCGGAGUUGAGUGGACUUUUAAUGAUGAAGAGAAUCCUAAGAAAUUCUUCCUUCUCCUACUCCAGCUGUGCGCCAUUGAAGUGAGAAUGCAGUUAGAAGACAGGAGUUUUAAACAGGCGUUUGCAAAUGCCGAGUUGAUCACGGCUUGCUUUAUAGUACUGGAACAGUCCAUCAAUUACAUGGGCCAAGAUCAGCUAGAUUUAGAACAGAAAGAAAAGCAAUCUGUAUACACAAGUCUGAAAGGUGCAUUUAAUGCUGUUGUAUCAAUAUUAACAAAGGUAUCUAACGACAAAAACAGAGACAAACUUCCUGAUGCUGAAAAAGUUUUCAUAUGUGCAAUGGUUAGAGUCUUAGUAGCAUGGAUUGCCCAAGAGACCACAGCAAUGAGGGAGCAGAUUUACACUUUACUUCCCUUUAUUUUUACGUUGGCAAAUGAUUCUUUCCAUGCUUAUCGAGCCAGACGACUGACAGAGAAAAACAAAUCUGAAGGUGAACCACUAGAUUUGGAUUCACCUUUGAUGGGCCAAAUUGAUUUGCUGCGUUUAAUGUUGCCGGCACUCUGUCACCUUGUCGUUGAAGAUAAAGCCAGAGAUAUAAUCUUAAAUCUUAAACAAGAGGAUAUCCUGUACGAAGCAAUGAACUUCCAUUGGUCCAUUGUUCAUUAUAAAAAACCACCGAUUCCAAAGUCUGAAAGGGGAAAAGCUAGAACUCAACCGGAGCCUGAGUUAGACCCUAAAUUGUUAGAAGAUAUGAAAGACUCUCGCGCAGCCAUGGUCAGCUUAUGCAACAUUUUCAUGAACUUGACAGUUUUAGCGCCAAAAGUAGUUGAAACCAGUAUGCUAUUCAACACACUAUUGAAAUUCAUAUUCAACAAUUUACCAGAACUGAAAAAUAUACCUGAAAAUCUUGUAUUGCACGGCCAUUUAGCAGUACUUGGACUACUUUUGCUGAAACAGCAAGCAAGUAAAGUUAAGAAGAACGACUUCUCCAUAUGCAGAUACAUUCAGUCAACGAUUAGAUUCCUUUGGGACGCAUACAAUGUUGAUGAAUCGAAUGAUCCAAAUGCAUUAGUCGUUUCAAUGACUUAUAAAGAAAAUUGGAGUGAAAUUGCUGAUUUAUGGUUCCUGGGAAUGCAAACUUUGAGUGGUGUCUUGACUAUUAUACCUUGGAUAUCAGAGUUUGCUAUAGAGAGUGGCUGGGCUCAUGGCAUAGCUGAGAUGCUAACAAAAGUCAAGGUUGGCACUUUACCUCCGAACGUUAAGUCAGCAUUCGAAGACUUCUUAUGUAGGCUUGUAGAUUCAAAUGAAAGUGCCAUCCCUGUUCUCAAAAAGGGUGGCGCUUUAAAAAUGUGCCGAAACCACCGACUAAUGGACUUGGGAAAGAAAUUAUUUGGUGACUAAUGUAUGGCAGACAUAUUCCUGAUUUUGUAUUAAUUAUUUUCUUCUUUUUUUUACCAAUGAAAAGUACUUACUCUAAAAUUAUUUUUAAUGUUACUUAUUUUUAUGUAACACACUGUAAAUAUAUUUCUGUGAUUACUUUCUAGGUUAAAAAAAACUGUUGCUGUCUAAUAAAAUAUUGUUGCAAAUUAAAAAAGAAUUAAAACUGAUAAUAAAAUUGUUUUGAAUGAA